CUCUGGGGGCAGAACAAAGAGUCCCUCCUCUUCAGUGUACAGACCAUUUCAACAAAACACGGCGUGGGGAACAUUCUGAAAAGGAAUGUCUUCCUGUCCAUCCUUCCUGGAAUAAAACACCUUAGGCCUCUCAGAUUAACCCCUGUAAACUAGGAUUUGGGAGCCAGCAGAAGCAGGAAAGGCAAAAAGAAGGGCAUUCCUGUGACUUGGAAACACCGGACAGGUUCAGGGUUGCAAUGAGGACACUAUCUCAACUGGCUCUUCUCCUGCUUCUCCUAAGGGUAGUGGCUCAACGGGAGGGACCGACUCGUGAGUCUAAGGGGUCUCAUUCUCUUCAGUUUCUCUUCAUGGGGGCAUCACAUCCUGACUUAGGACUCCCUUCAUUUGUGGCCCUUGGCUAUGUGGAUGAGCACCUAUUUGUGUACUAUGAUCAUGAAAGCCGAAAGGCAAAACCCCGGGGCCCAUGGAUACAGAAGGAAGAAAUAGAUGAGCUCUGGGUGAGACUCACUCAAAGCCUGAAGGGAUGGGAUCACAUGUUCUUUGUCGACCUUUGGACCAUAAUGGACAAUCACAGCCAAGGUCAGGGGUCUCACAUACUACAGGUAAUACUUGGCUGUGAGCUCCUGGUGGAAGACAACAGAACCAGAAGUUUCUGGAAAUACGGCUAUGAUGGUCAAGACUAUCUCAUCUUCCAUCCAGAGACAAUGAACUGGACAGCAGUUCAGCCUGAAGCCCAGGUCACAAAGCAGGAAUGGGAGAUGACCAAGAUCCGAGCAAAGCAACACAGAGCUUACCUAGAAAGAGACUGCCCUGAGAAGCUACAAAGAUACUUAGAGACUGGAAGUGAAAUCCUGAACAAGAAAGUGCCCCCAUUGGUGAGAGUGACCCGACACAUCACUCAUGAAGGUGUUAUCACUCUGAAAUGCCAAGCUCACAACUUCUCCCCAGUGAACAUCACAUUGAGCUGGUUAUGGGAUGGGAAGCAACUGAACCAAGGAACUGAGCUUGGGGACAUCUAUCCCAGCGGGGAUGGAACCUUCCAGAUCUGGAUAGCUGUGGAUGUUACCCCAGGAGAAGAACAGAGAUAUGCCUGCCAAGUAGAGCACCCAGGACUAAACCAGCCCCUCAUUAUGACCUGGGAGCAUAGUCCACUGUCUGUCACCCUGGCUACUGGGAUCACUACUGGGAGUAUUGUUAGCAUGAUCAUUACCACUACAGUUGUCAUCAUCUGGAAGAAGAGGAAGGUGUCAAGCUUCUUAUCUCCCAGGAGGAUUGAUCGGGAACUAUAUCCUGACUGAAAUAAACUGACCCAGCUGGAAGAGAACUAGUAAGAGUCAAACUAUCUGGAUCCUCAGCCGCCAGUUUCCCCCCUAAAUCCCAGUGGAAAGAACCCUGGAAGGUGACAUCCAUGCUAUGCACCCAUCACCGCCAACCUUUCACCUCCUACAUUACCUAUGGACAUCAAAGGAUCCAGACUCUGAGUGGGUCUCAGACUCUCUUCUGAACAACGUUAGACUUCAUAUUAUCCCUCAAGGGCAGGUCCCUGAAGAUAUCCAUAGGUCACUGAUUGAGGUUAACCCGGAGGAUUGACAUUAUUAUGAUAAAGAGAUUGGCAGAGUCUGUUUCACAGAGCUUAUGAACAUUGAUAGAGUUGCUAUAGAGUUCAGCCAUAAACAGCAAGUUAAUGGAGAAUUUAUUCAAUCUCAAAAUAGUUAAUUAACUUUCACAAACGACCCUCACUUAUCAUUUCUAGUUUUCUUUUCUAUUUCUGUCCCUCAGGCAUUCUCCAUUCCAGUCAAAUUGGCCAGCUAAAUGUCAUCAUAUCUGCCACUUAGGUGACCUUACAUAGGUUGUGCCCCUAUACCUAGAAUGCACUCCCUCAUCCCCUCUGCUUCAAAGAAGUCCCUAACAUCCAACGAAGCACAGCUCAGAUGCCACCUCGUAUAUAAACCCUUUCCUGAUUUAAUUAUAUAAUAUUCUCUACCUCUUGAAAUGAUUUUGUAUAUGUUUUGCAUUUACUUGCCAAUAUACAUCUUCUAUACACUUAGUAGAAUGUAAACUCCUUGAGGAAAGACUGUUUUGUUUUUGUAUAGUGCUUUGCACAUAGUUAACAUUCAAUGUUUGUUGAAGUUGAGGUAACCCAUAUCAGUCAUUUGCAAUGGACACUUCCUCUUUGUGAUUGUUUAUGUGGGAGCCUAAAUUUUUGAAAUGAAGUUUAUAUAGUGAACAUACAAUCAGGAAAAAAGAACUGUUUGUUCCUUCAAAUGUUAUUAGCUCGUUCUUCUCUAAACUAGUCUUUAACGUCAUGUUGAUAGACAAAAUGACAAAUUCUUACUGUUGAAUUCUGGAGAGAAAUACCUGGAAAGGGCUGUAAACUUUUAAAAGGGUUUUUAAUUUGUGCCAAGCUGAGUAAUGUGAAACUAUACCUCAAAUGUAUAUGCUUCAAAUGUAAUACUCUGUCAUUUCUUAUAAUUGCAAUAAACGAUUGUGUACUUUUGAUCAC
This is a messenger RNA of Trichosurus vulpecula (common brushtail), 2503 nucleotides long. It is a transcript of the gene HFE, whose product is annotated as homeostatic iron regulator. Gene Ontology annotation, biological process: response to iron ion starvation; antigen processing and presentation of endogenous peptide antigen via MHC class I via ER pathway, TAP-independent; positive regulation of T cell mediated cytotoxicity. Bases 237 to 1298 code for a protein of 353 amino acids. Gene Ontology annotation, cellular component: external side of plasma membrane. The record is from RefSeq and is a predicted model, not a curated record. The transcript has 7 exons. NCBI's taxonomy places the organism in Eukaryota, Metazoa, Chordata, Mammalia, Diprotodontia, Phalangeridae. Gene Ontology annotation, molecular function: transferrin receptor binding.